UUAAUUUCUUAUUUCUUUGUUUGAAAAAUAAUAUAAUAUUUUUAUUUGAUGGGAGUGAAGGAUUUGUGGACUGUUUUAACCCCUCAUGCUGAACGGAAACCAAUUAGCGAUUUGAGAGGGAAAACGGUAGCCAUUGAUUUGGCCGGCUGGGUUUGUGAAAGUUUAAAUGUUGUAGAUUACUUUGUUCAUCCUAGACACCACUUAAAGAAUCUGUUUUUCCGAACGUGCUACUUAAUAUGGGAGGAAGUUGUUCCUAUUUUUGUGCUGGAGGGGACAGCCCCAAAACUAAAGAAGCAGGUGAUGGAAAAACGUAAUGAGAUCCAGUUUCGAGGCGUCAAACCAAAAGAAAAACCAAUGACAAACACUCAAACGUCGGUUAAUUCCCAGCCAUGUAAAGGAGGAGAUAAAGGAAGGUCACGUUUUAAUCAAGUCCUCAAACAAUGUGAAAAUCUUCUAGCCUCUAUGGGAAUUCAAUGUGUUCAGGGUCCGGGGGAAGCAGAGGCGUAUUGCGCCUUUCUAAAUCUCAAAGGUCUAGUAGAUGGUGUUAUAAGCCAGGACUCUGAUUGUUUUGCAUAUGGUGCUGUACGGGUUUACCGCAACUUUUCUGUUUCGUCCCAAGGAGCUUUGGCGGCUCAAGGCGGCGCCAUUGACAUAUAUGAUAUGAAACAAAUAUGUAGCAGAAUGGACUUUGGACAGAAUAAAGUUAUUGUUAUGGCGCUGUUGUGCGGCUGUGAUUAUUGCCCUGAUGGAGUGGGUGGAAUUGGGCGUGAUAGUGUGAUAAAGCUGUUCAACAAAUACAAAAAUGACGAGAUUUUAGAUAAAAUUCGCAAGUGGCGCCAAGAGGAUGCGAAAUACACAGCAUUGGAAAUGCGAGUUGAUGACAAAACCAUAUGUACCAAUUGUGGACAUCUGGGGCGCACCCAAAGCCACACGAAAAACGGAUGUGGAGUGUGUCGUACCAAUCGUGGGUGUAACGAGCAAUUAUGGCGAGAGGAACGUUUAUCCAUCAAGGCAGAAUUAGUUUUACGCAAAAAGGCCUUGGCAGAUGCUUCAUUUCCCUCUGAAGAAAUAAUAGAGGAAUUUCUUAAACAACCAGACAAAGUCCCGGAUCUGGAACUAAGUUGGCGCCAACCAAACAUGGUAAAAUUUAUUAAACAAGUGGGUCAUCUGCUGCAAUGGCACGAAAUUUACUGCUUCCAAAAAUUCUUUCCGUUACUUACCAGAUGGCAGUUGUUGAAUGCUCUCAAAGUUAAGGAUGCAUCAUCAGUAAUGGCCUAUGUUACUCCCAAAGAAAUAAUUAAAAAACGAGUGGUUAAGGGAAUUCCAAGUUUGGAACUGUUGUGGCAAGAUGAAAAGGGAUUUUUCAAUGGCCUUAUACCAGAUGUUCAAAUGCGUGAAUAUGAGAAGGAUAACGCCAAAGGUAUAAACGAUCUUUGGACAACCGUGGAACCUAUGGACAUGAUGGAGGCAGCCUAUCCCAUGCUAGUUGAAACGUACCUAAAAUCAAAAGCAAAACCCAAAAAAGUCAACAAGAAAAAAUCCAAAGGUAAUUUAAAAUCUGGCGAGAGUCAAACUUUGGGUUCAUUGGAAAAUUUCGAUGAUUUAAUCAAAGCCACAAACGAAGUUGCCAAGACUAUUGCAAAGCCGAAAAGGAAAUCCAAAACCAAAUUGGUUUCCAAUCCUGGCUUACAAAUGAUCGAUAAAUUUUUUAAGCAAAAAUGCGACCAACAUUUUAAGACACCUUCAAAAUCAUCAAAUGGCGGCCAGACCUCCACACCAGUAAGGACAAAUGUGCCUUCUGAUUGGGAGUCGGACGACGAAGAUAACAUUUUCGAUAUGUCUGAUAUUGUCAAUGCCAUUGUUGGAAAGUGUAGUGAUCCAAUUUUGAGAACACAUAAAGGGCUGCAGUUGCAGUAUGAAUCGAUGCCUGAGGAUAUAAGUUUAAUGUUAAAUGAUCUAAAGACAUCUGCCACAGCGAUGGACAUUAGAUCAAAGUGUGUGGAUGAUUUGGAUGUUUUGAGCGAGAAGCGCUCUUUGUCCAAUAGCUUUCGUAUGAGCACAUACAAAGAGGCCAAACGCGCAUCUCUUGAUGAUAGCUUUGAUGUACUUGUGAAACUGGGUAAUGAUAAAGUUGACAAAAUUGGAAUUAUUUCAAAAUCCUCAGAGAAAAUAUUCCACAGUUCGGAAAAGCCUCUUAAUAUAGUUGACCGCUUCAAACAAAAACAAAAAAUAAGUUUGAGUGGUGAUAAAAGAAAAGAUUGUGAUAAAAGCUGCGACGAUGACCAAGGCAUAAGUUAUUUUUUCAACCAAAGCUUCCAAAAAGAAAAUGAAGACAUUUUUGAGAAACUUAUGGAAACUAGUUUAGCUAAGUACAGCGCAGAUGAUGCGAUCGAUAAUGUUAUUCUCUUAAGCGAUUAGCACUAUCUCCUGGUUAGUUAAACAUUAAUUUAU
Stomoxys calcitrans (stable fly) is the source of this 2451-nucleotide messenger RNA. RefSeq names its product flap endonuclease GEN (gene Gen). The transcript is spliced from 5 exons. Bases 49 to 2418 code for a protein of 789 amino acids. The record is from RefSeq and is a predicted model, not a curated record. NCBI's taxonomy places the organism in Eukaryota, Metazoa, Arthropoda, Insecta, Diptera, Muscidae. Gene Ontology annotation, molecular function: 5'-flap endonuclease activity; four-way junction DNA binding.